AUGGCAGACUGGUCAGGCUACUCAUCGCCUCAUGCAAUGGAUUUGGAUGCUAAUCAAAACAUAGUAAUCGGAGGAGUUCGUUCAUUCUACACAUUAAACGAAAAAUUUACUGAUGAUGAUGCAGUCUACUUUCAAUACUAUGGAUCAUCAGGGAAAAAGUGGCUGAAAUAUUAUCCAGAUAAUAAUUAUAAGACUGUUCAGACAAUAUAAUUUGCUUAAGGCUCUGGGAGAAUAGUGCCCCUGACUCUUACUUAUACUAAUUGA
Molecule: messenger RNA, 264 nt
Organism: Stylonychia lemnae
Lineage: Eukaryota; Ciliophora; Spirotrichea; Sporadotrichida; Oxytrichidae
Source: the annotation of a GenBank genome assembly